AACCCCACUGCAAUUUUUAUUUUAUUUUUCCACGUUUUAUUCCGUUUCAGAAUUCCAGUACAAAAGCAUUACGAAACAUUUAAUUUCUCCAAACAACAAUAAUUACUGUAAACCAGUGUGAAACAAUUGUAAUAAAGGAUGAAAUUCGGGAAAGAAUUUAGUAUGCAUUUAGAAGAAACCCUACCGGAAUGGAGGGACAAGUAUUUGUGCUACAAACUCUUGAAGAAGCUCCUCAAGAACAUACCUGCCGGCGAUUCUACCUUGAAUCCUUCGCUGGUGGACGGCGAUGAUACGGUCCCGAUGCUGCCGUUGCAUACGCUGCAGGAUUGGUUCGUUGGGAUUCUCAACGACGAACUCGAGAAGUUCAACGAUUUCUACGUCGAUAAAGAGGAAGAAUUCAUCAUUCGCUUCCAGGCGCUAAAGGAAAAAAUUGAUUUAGUAAUGGAGAGGGACAGCGAAGAUGGAGCGUUUACCUCGGAGACUGAAUUUAGCAAAGAGAUGAUGGAAAUUCGUAGGGACUUCGUCACCAUUCAUGGGGAAAUGAUUCUGCUAAAAAAUUAUAGCUCUCUAAAUUUGGCAGGUCUGAUUAAGAUUCUGAAGAAAUAUGAUAAAAGAACUGGGGGAUUGUUGUGCCUGCCUUAUACACAGCUCGCACUUCGUCAACCGUUUUUCACAAUCGAACCUCUCACGAGAUUAGUUAUCGAGUGCGAGGCAAAUAUUGAACUUCUCUUCCCGCUUGAAGCAGAAGUUGUUGAAUCUGCUACCAACGAACGCGACAAGACAGGCACAGAGCCUGCUAACGAUGUUUCAAAUAUUUACAUGGAGACAUCCCCGUCCCUCGAGGAAGCUACAGGUAUACAUCGAAGCAUCCACGCUGCACUGAGAGCCAUCCAGGGCCUUAGAAAGGCGAGCUCUACGAGCAAUCCCUUAUCAUUUUCGUCUCUCCGUGGAAGCCAGGAUAAUGACGGCACGGGUGCUGUAACAGUGGAAAACUCGCCUUGUGACCCUUUAGAUGCUUUGGACACUGAGGUGGAUGAAGAUGAAGAUGAAGAUGAAGAUGAAGAUGUUGCCGGCUCCCCAAAAUAAAGUGUCUUUUUUUUCUAUUUGUGUAUUGAUGAUUUUGAAUAAUUUUUCAAUGGCUAGGAAAGAUGAAUUUUGCUACUCUUCCAUCUCUAUAUAUCCUAUAUGUAAUAAGAGCGGUUUUUAAAGAGUAUAUUAUAUUA
Messenger RNA from Olea europaea var. sylvestris, 1223 nucleotides. Its product is annotated as SPX domain-containing protein 4-like. The record is from RefSeq and is a predicted model, not a curated record. The transcript has 3 exons. The coding region runs from base 139 to 1086 and encodes 315 amino acids. Gene Ontology annotation, biological process: cellular response to phosphate starvation. Lineage: Eukaryota; Viridiplantae; Streptophyta; Magnoliopsida; Lamiales; Oleaceae.